AUGAUCUGUCUGUAUAUUUUAGGUUCAAGUGCAUAGAUUUGGACGGAAAUGGUGUGAUCACAGCAAAUGAAAUGCAGUUCUUUUAUGAGGAACAGUUGCACCGAAUGGAAUGCAUGGCCCAAGAACCUAUACUGUUUGAGGACAUAUUGUGUCAGAUAGUUGACAUGAUUCAACCUGAGAAAGAAGGUUUCGUCACACUACGUGAUUUGAAAGGGUGCAAACUUGCAGGAAACGUUUUAAAUAUUCUUUUCAAUCUUAACAAGUUCAUGGCUUUUGAAACUCGUGAUCCAUAUCUCAUUCGCCAGGAGCGGGAGGCUCCAACUUUGACAGAAUGGGACCGGUUUGCACAUAGAGAAUAUGUCAGGCUUUCAAUGGAAGAAGACAAUGUCUCGAAUGGAAGUGCUGAAGUCUGGGAUGAAUCACUUGAGGCACCCUUUUGAGUUCAAUAAGGUGAGUAUGGAUGAGGGCUAAGAAAC
Messenger RNA from Camellia sinensis, 476 nucleotides. The record is from RefSeq and is a predicted model, not a curated record. Lineage: Eukaryota; Viridiplantae; Streptophyta; Magnoliopsida; Ericales; Theaceae.